AUGUUAGCCUUGAUCAAUCGUAUUCUUGAUUGGAUUAAAAGCUUGUUUUGGAAAGAAGAAAUGGAACUUACAUUAGUUGGUUUACAAUAUUCGGGCAAAACAACUUUUGUGAACGUCAUUGCUUCUGGACAGUUUAGUGAAGAUAUGAUUCCUACAGUUGGAUUCAACAUGCGCAAAAUUACCAAAGGAAAUGUUACUAUUAAGGUCUGGGAUAUUGGUGGUCAGCCUAGGUUCCGAUCAAUGUGGGAAAGAUAUUGUAGAGGUGUGAAUGCUAUUGUUUAUAUGGUAGAUGCAGCGGACCCAGAUAAGAUUGAGGCGUCCCGUAAUGAAUUACACAAUUUAUUGGAAAAGCAGCAACUGACAGGUAUCCCGGUGCUGGUGUUGGGGAACAAGCGUGAUCUGCCGCAUGCACUGGACGAACACGGCCUUAUUGAACGCAUGAACCUAUCUGCGAUCCAGGACCGCGAGAUCUGCUGUUAUUCGAUUUCGUGUAAGGAAAAGGACAAUAUCGACAUUACUCUUCAAUGGCUGAUUGCGCACAGUAAGUCGGGCAGCGCGCGUUAA
Messenger RNA from Leptosia nina, 564 nucleotides. The record is from the annotation of a GenBank genome assembly. NCBI's taxonomy places the organism in Eukaryota, Metazoa, Arthropoda, Insecta, Lepidoptera, Pieridae.